Messenger RNA from Clarias gariepinus (North African catfish), 1576 nucleotides. It is a transcript of the gene fsaf1, whose product is annotated as chromosome 2 C1orf131 homolog. The transcript is spliced from 8 exons. The record is from RefSeq and is a predicted model, not a curated record. The coding region runs from base 75 to 869 and encodes 264 amino acids. NCBI's taxonomy places the organism in Eukaryota, Metazoa, Chordata, Actinopteri, Siluriformes, Clariidae.
UGGAGACGGGACACUUCCUGGAAACGCGGCUGGUCGGACGGUGGCUGUGAGAGGACAUUGCGCGAAAUGCGGAAAUGAAGCGAAGAAAAACGGAAAGCGAAGAGGAUUUUGACGUGGAUCAUGAUGUUUUGGACCAGAUUCUGGAUCAGCUGUAUGAUUUUGGAGAUGGACCAGAUAACAAGCGAUCAAAGAAAAAGCAUAAAAAGAGAAAACAGAUGAAUCAAGAAGAAGAGCAAGAGGAGGAGCAUGUGACGGCAGCGCAGGAAGAGAAUUUAAAAAAGAUCAGUUGUAAAAAUGACCAGACAAAUCAUGUGAGUCAUGUGACCAGCACCGGCGUCUCGGCUUCGACACCCGACGCCUCCGAGCAUUUAGGAAGGAAAGCGUCGGCUGUGGAGGUCGUCACGUUUCAGGAUCCGCGGAAAAAGAACAGAUUAAAACGAGUUAAAGCUGAAAUCAAGCCAGCUGAAAGGAAAGAGAAAAAGGAAAAAGAGCCGGAUGUUUUAAGCAUGGAAAAGGCUCGGCUGGACGUCCACCGGUUCGGCAUCACCGGAUUCCAGAAGCAGCAGCAAAGAGUGUUUGAGCAGGACAGAGCCAUCAUGCUGGGAGCCAGGCCUCCAAAGAAGGCCUAUGUCAAUUAUAAAGUGUACCAGCAAACGAUAAAGGAGAAAAAGUCGAAAGGAAAGGAGGACGAAGCCAAAGUGGAUACGCAGAUAAAGAAGAAGAAAUCGCCUGGAAAGCAAAAGAACUUCAAACGCAAAUCCGGUUCUUCGGGCGCAGAACCGACGGGCCACGUGGGCCGCUUCAAGAACGGCAUGCUGGUCCUGAGCUCGAAGGACAUGCAGAAGUUAAACAGGAAAGUGAAAAAGUGAGCGGAAGAGGAAUCCGAAGAAUUGUGCUGCUUAAACAGAGCCGGAUCUCCACCAGUCACUUUUUUUUUUUUUUUUUACCUGUGGUGCAUGAUGGGUAGAGAUGAACAGUUAUGGCAGGAAUCUAUCACAUUAUUUGAUAUGGACUCACUGAUACUCGACAGUAUCGUAUCACGAUAUCGAUACAUCGUCAUGUUGCCAAGACUUUACUACGGGGGCAUGAGUUUUGUUAUGUUUUUUUUUGUGUCUGUGUGUGUAAACAAACAGAAACCCUGACAUAAAGAAUGGAAAUGAAACCCUGAGACUUGUUUCGCUCAUCACAGUUUUACUCAUUUAUGAAAACGAAAAAAGAAGAAAGACAAUGCUGUUGUGUUGCACGCUGUAAUUACAAUGCAGUCGUGAUGCCACACGGAGGUACAAAAACGUUCACAUUGGCAGGAGAAGGAGUAGGAAAAAAAACAUACGCAAUAAAAGAAUCACAGCACCGCAAACUCAAACACAGGAUUGUAAUUCACUGCACAGAUCAGAAGGGAUGAACUUGGUUUGUUUGCAUGGCAGAGAAACAGGGUGCGUUUUGACCUUUUUACAUGACGCACACAUCGUCUUGGUUUGAUUUCUGAUCGUUUGUUAUAAACCAAGAUCUUUGGAUCCUUUGAACUAUCCCAUUAAACAAGCUGUUGAAGGAGUAAUCAGCGAUUCUAACCCAAUAC